AUGUCAUCGCUACAGCCAAACACAACCAAAGUCAGCGCGACAUCUGUAGUUCCAGUUAGACGAGCUCGUCACACUAUACAUCCUCAAGACAUGGCCAGGACAAAAAGCGGUAAAACUGGCGGCAAGCGCUCCGCUCUUCAAGACGUUGUAACUCGUGAAUACACCAUCCAUCUGCAUAAGCUCGUACAUGGCCGCUCCUUCAAAAAGCGUGCCCCUUGGGCCGUAAAAUCCGUCGUCGAUUUCGCCCGCAAGUCGAUGGGCACAACCGAUGUUCGCUUGGACCCCAAGCUCAACCAGGCAUUGUGGGCUCGGGGUGUCAAGAGCGUCCCCCACCGGAUAAGAGUGAAGCUUGAGCGCAAGCGUAAUGAUGAGGAGGGCGCAAAAGAGAAACUUUACACGUAUGCCAGCCACGUAGUUGUGACCUCGUUCAAGGGCCUCCAAACCGCUGUUGUAGACGCAGAGUAA
Molecule: messenger RNA, 465 nt
Organism: Suillus subaureus
Lineage: Eukaryota; Fungi; Basidiomycota; Agaricomycetes; Boletales; Suillaceae
Product: 60S ribosomal protein L31
Exons: 5
Coding region: 1-465 (154 amino acids)
Biological process (GO): cytoplasmic translation
Cellular component (GO): ribosome; cytosolic large ribosomal subunit
Molecular function (GO): structural constituent of ribosome
Source: RefSeq, a predicted model, not a curated record